This is a messenger RNA of Fusarium subglutinans, 933 nucleotides long. Its product is annotated as lactonase drp35. Lineage: Eukaryota; Fungi; Ascomycota; Sordariomycetes; Hypocreales; Nectriaceae. The transcript has a single exon. Bases 1 to 933 code for a protein of 310 amino acids. The record is from RefSeq and is a predicted model, not a curated record.
AUGAAUUGGUUCGCCCCCCCUCCCGUGCUAGAGCCAAAGCUCCUGACCACGCUUCCAUUCAAAUUUCGCACUGUUGGCGUAUCAGAGCACUCGACGAACCAGAAACGUGGACGACCACUCGACAGCUUCCUUGAAGGUCCAGUCGUCAUAGACGAUACGCUGUAUCUUGCCGACAUCCCUUACGGCCGGAUCUUUGCCGUCAAUCUAGAUACAAAUGAAUGGGACCUUGUGAUACAAUACGACGGUGAGCCCAAUGGCCUAGCAUGGCAUAAACAACGACGCCAACUCCUCAUCGCCGACUUCAAACAUGGCAUCCUUGCUCUCGACCUCGAAACCAAGAUUAUGACCACUGUGAUGGAUCGCUUCAACGGCGAGCGGCUCAAGGGACCUAACGACCUGAUCGUCACCUGCGACGGCAGCAUAAUCUUCACAGAUCAGGGCAUGAGCGGGCUUCAAGACCCAACGGGGCGCGUAUACCGCAUUAGCUCAGGCUUCAACACAGGAAGUGGCCCUAAUCGCGUCGAGGUGCUGCUUCGCAACUGUCCGUCGCCCAAUGGCCUAGUUCUCGACAAAGAUGAAAAGAACCUCUUCGUCGCCAUGACAAGGGACAAUAGUGUUUGGCUUGCGCCCUUGUACCCAGACGGCAGUGUGCAGCGAACAGGGCGAUUUUCGAGUUACUUUGGUGUUGGGGGACCUGAUGGCCUGUUGACGAAUCGAGAGGGUGAUCUCUUUGUUGCUCAUUCUACACUGGGCAUGGUUUUCGUGCACCACAAGGACGGCACACCUCUUGCAGCCGUCACGACAAAGGGUUUUGGUUCCGGCACGACUAAUUUAACUUGGGGAGAGGGGGCUGAGAAGACUCUUUACAUCGUUGAAAGUGAGUCUGGUACAAUUCUGACACUGGAUUGGUGUAAUGUAGCGACUGUGCAGUAG